Messenger RNA from Vicia villosa (hairy vetch), 459 nucleotides. RefSeq lists its product as uncharacterized. Lineage: Eukaryota; Viridiplantae; Streptophyta; Magnoliopsida; Fabales; Fabaceae. The transcript has 2 exons. The record is from RefSeq and is a predicted model, not a curated record. The coding region runs from base 1 to 459 and encodes 152 amino acids.
AUGAUCGUGGAAGGUGAAUGCAGCACCUGCAAGCUGCAGGACAACAACAUCAGUAGUUUCGAGAACUUUACAGAGACAUGUCGUGACCAAUUACGUAAAGACAAGAAUCAAUUACAGGCAGCAGAAAACAUUAUGAUGAGUGUGAAAGAGGGUGUUCAAACCAGUGAAGAAUGGUAUUUGGACUUCGGUUUCUCAAUGCAUAUGACGAGGAGGAAGGAGUGGUUUGUCAAAAUCCAUCAAGCCAUGAAGAAUAAAGUGAAAUUUGCAGAUGACACCACUUUUACGGCCGAUGGUACCGGUGAUGUUUUGAUCAUGAAGAGGGAUGGUGGACAUUCCUUGAUCAAAGAUGUAUUGCAAAUUUCUAGAAUCAAAUUCUCAUGGCGUUUGAAGAAGAAACCUUCGGCUUGUGAAGACGAGUAUAUUGCCGCUUCGUUAUAUGGUGCCAAGCCAUGUGGAUAA